Cyprinodon variegatus (sheepshead minnow) is the source of this 915-nucleotide messenger RNA. Its product is annotated as interferon, gamma-inducible protein 30. Bases 75 to 857 code for a protein of 260 amino acids. Lineage: Eukaryota; Metazoa; Chordata; Actinopteri; Cyprinodontiformes; Cyprinodontidae. The transcript has 7 exons. The record is from RefSeq and is a predicted model, not a curated record. Gene Ontology annotation, cellular component: lysosome. Gene Ontology annotation, molecular function: oxidoreductase activity, acting on a sulfur group of donors, disulfide as acceptor.
UCUUCUCUGGCCGUCUGUCUUAGAAGAGCUGUGUGGAACCUUUUUAUUUUUUCCAACCCCUGCUAAGAAUCACAAUGAUGAGCUUCUUGCUUGCUGCGGUUUUCCUCAUCUCUACAGACCAUAGAAGUUUUGGGCUCUCUCAUCCCAAACCAGCCUGCCGUUACCCUCCGUCUCAAUGGUGUCGGUCUUUGGAGAUUGCCAUUGAAUGCAAGGUCCAGAAGCAGUGCAUGGAGCUCGGUGCCAUAAAGCCAAACCAGACUGUUCCUCGUGUCGCCCUCACCCUGUACUAUGAGACCCUCUGUCCAGAUUGCAGAUCCUUCAUCACCAAACAGCUGUUCCCCACCUGGACAAUGCUUCAGGACAUCAUGUCCCUAACGUUGGUUCCUUACGGCAAUGCCAAGGAAACACUAUCUGCAAACAGUCCCUUCACUUGUCAACAUGGAGAACCAGAAUGCAGAGGAAAUAUGAUUCAGGCCUGCAUCAUCCAUUUGACUGAAACAUCCCUGGCCUUUCAGAUAAUCCACUGCAUGGAGUCUGCUUCAAAUGUCCUCAAUGCUGCAGAGCCAUGUCUCCAGCUGUAUGCUCCCUCUGUGUCCUGGGCCACGGUUGAUGCAUGUGUGACCGGACGUCUGGGUUACAGGCUGAUGCAUGACUAUGCUGUCAUGACCAGAGCUCUGAAUCCUGCCCAUACUCAUGUUCCUUGGGUCACAUUUAAUGGGGAGUACACCGAAGAGAACGAAGCCAAGGCGGCAUCAUCCCUGUUUCAUUUGGUCUGUGAGCUCUACAAGGGAGUGAAGCCUCCUGCCUGCACCGGAGCCCCAGUCAAACUGAGCAAAAGUGGCUGCUUGAUGGAAUAAAAGAAUUGUCAUUUUUUUUCCUUAAAUGACUAAACAAUAAAAUCACAACCAAAUGCCC